AGAACAGGAUGAGUAUUUGGAGCUGCUGAGUCAUGCGGCAGGACUGCGUUUUAUCAUCCAUGACCAGAAGGACAUGCCGUUCCCUGAAGACGAUGGAGUGAACAUCCCUCCUGGGCAGGAGUCUGACCUCGCCAUUGUGAAGGUUCAUGUGCAUCGACUGAAGGCCCCCUAUGCUAGCAAAUGCAGUAAUGGAGACGGGAUCCACAACUACUACCGAGAUGCAUACAAAGUUGAGUACACCCGGGAGGCCUGUAAGAAGACGUGUGGGCAGAUGCACAUCAUUAACAGCUGUGGCUGUGGGAUGUGGGAGUUCCCUGUUCCCAAAGGGAUGAAUGUGCCUUUCUGCAACAUUACUAACAAGGAUAUUAAUCACUGUGUGCAGCUCUUCGAAGACAAGUUUGCUCACAAUGAGUUGGACUGUAGCUGCCCACUGCAAUGCGAGGAGGAGAUAUUUGAACUGACUCUGUCUUCAUCCCAGUGGCCCAGUGUUGUCUACAUGGAUAAAUUUGCAAGACAACUCAAGAGCUCCGGUGGGAAGCUAGCACAAGUAACAAACAGAAUCAGAGAUAAUCUUGUUAAAGUUGUUAUCAACUACCAGCAACUUAACUAUGAGCUGAUUGAGGAAGCUCCAGCCAUCCGGGCGAUCGAUCUCGUGUCCAGUAUCGGCGGCCUGGUUGGUCUGUGGAUCGGAGUGUCAAUCUGCACAGUGGCUGAGUUUCUGGAGCUCUUACUAAACGUCAUUAUUUUCACAGUGAAGAAGAGACUGAUUCGGAAAAACAAGAAUGCUCCAUUGAAUCCGUACAUGAUUGCUCAUCAAACUUUCAAGCCAACUGUAUGAAGAUAUUGCUGCUAAAUUGUUUCACCCAAAACUGCCUCAAGUUCAUUCUUGCUAAUCAUUUACUUAUAACUUAUAGUAGACUUGGUUAUAGAUUAUAACAAAGGUAAAACUUAAAAGUAACUAAAGUAAGUCAAUUAGUAUUUUUCAUAGUUACUAUAAUAUUAUUAUAGUUUGUAUUUGUCUAUUAAAAAUGCAGUGAAGCCUAAGUAUUAAGCCCAAUUAAAUUAUCACCACAUGAUGGCAGAACAAUACAAAAAAUAUGUUUUAAUCAAGCAAGCAGCAGGAUUAUGUGUAUGGAAAGUAUUAUCUAAGUGGAAUAGCAUCUAACAGGCUGUAUGCGCAUCCCAUCAUAUACCUGUGGUCAUUUUCAAAACUGCUUAAUAAUGGAAUCCAUAGUACCAGUUCUAUUGUGUAUCCGGUCCCUGUAGAAGUUUAAAAAACGUAACUCUUUCAUGCAUGAAAUAUUGAAAAUAGCUGAAA
Messenger RNA from Polyodon spathula (Mississippi paddlefish), 1318 nucleotides. Its product is annotated as amiloride-sensitive sodium channel subunit delta-like. Bases 74 to 838 code for a protein of 254 amino acids. Gene Ontology annotation, biological process: sodium ion transmembrane transport. Gene Ontology annotation, cellular component: membrane. NCBI's taxonomy places the organism in Eukaryota, Metazoa, Chordata, Actinopteri, Acipenseriformes, Polyodontidae. The record is from RefSeq and is a predicted model, not a curated record. Gene Ontology annotation, molecular function: ligand-gated sodium channel activity. The transcript is spliced from 8 exons.